AUGCUGACCAUGAGCACCAGGGGGGCUUCACUGAAAGGUUUGUUGCUGGCAGCCCUUCUGGUGUCCCACAUGCUUCUGACAAAGGAAGGAGUGACCUCUAUGCCAAUCUGCCCCAAUGGAUCUGUCAAUUGCCAGCUUUCCCUUGAGGAGCUUUUUGACCGAGCAGUUAAACUUUCGCACUACAUUCACUAUCUCUCUUCGGAAAUGUUCAAUGAAUUUGAUGAACGCUACGCCCAGGGCCGGGGUUUCAUUGCAAAAGCUGUUAACAGCUGCCACACUGCGUCCUUAACCACUCCUGAAGAUAAGGAGCAGGCUCAGCAGAUUCAUCAUGAAGACCUACUGAAUUUAAUUCUGGGAGUUCUGCGUUCCUGGAACGAUCCCCUGAUCCAUCUGGCCUCUGAAGUACAAAGAAUCAAAGAAGCUCCAGAAACCAUUCUCUGGAAGGCUGUGGAGAUUGAAGAACAAAACAAGCGACUUCUAGAAGGAAUGGAGAAAAUAGUUGGGCGGGUUCACUCUGGGGAGGUCGAAAAUGAGAUUUACACUCCAUGGGAUGGACUUCCAGCCCUGCAGCUUGCUGAUGAAGACUCCAGACUCUUUGCCUUUUACAACCUGCUGCACUGCCUCCGUCGAGAUUCCCACAAAAUUGACAACUAUCUCAAGGUUUUGAAGUGCCGCCUAAUCCACGACAACAAUUGCUGA
This is a messenger RNA of Melozone crissalis (California towhee), 699 nucleotides long. RefSeq names its product prolactin (gene PRL). NCBI's taxonomy places the organism in Eukaryota, Metazoa, Chordata, Aves, Passeriformes, Passerellidae. Gene Ontology annotation, cellular component: extracellular region. Gene Ontology annotation, biological process: positive regulation of receptor signaling pathway via JAK-STAT; positive regulation of cell population proliferation; response to nutrient levels. The record is from RefSeq and is a predicted model, not a curated record. Bases 1 to 699 code for a protein of 232 amino acids. The transcript has 5 exons. Gene Ontology annotation, molecular function: hormone activity.